UGUUGGAGACCAUGUUUAAAGAUGCUUGAGGAACAAAAUACUAGAAAGUAAUGAGUGUGUUUCAAGGCAAACGACCCCACAUGUGCCUCUGAAAAUUGCUCUAUCUCUCUCUCUCUCUCUCAGAACUGACAUUAAUUGUAAUUGUAAUUGUAAAACCAGCGUUGGGUUUUUCAAUUGAUUUCAAUUCCUCUCAAGCCCCGCAGGCUCAGGCUGGCUUUAUGGCAGAUGGGUCUCGCGUGGACAUUGCUUUCAGCACUACUCUUAGUCUUAACGCAACGACUGACUCCUUCAUGCCCUUUUCUUUAAUCGUUAUUAUGAGUUGUUUUUGGUUUUGGUCCUUUCUUCCUCAUUGGCGUUUGGAUUUUGGAAUCUUCUAGGUGAGUUUGAGAGGCUGGGAAAACAAGUAAGAGACCAUAAAUUUCUUCUUCUUCGAACAGCUGGUUGGUGUUAGGUCAAAACUUGAAGGGGUUGAACUAAUUUUCUGUCUUGAUUUGCUUUCAUCUGUUUUUUUGAGUUCUGGGUGUUUGUGUUUUCUGGGUGGUGUUGUAUUUUGGUGAAGUGGGUAGCUGGAGGCUUCUGUUCAAAGGAAUUCAGAGCAAGCUCAAUUUGUAAAGGGAUUUGUCUAUUUCUUCUCUAUAUUGAUAGUUUGUAACCGUUUCUUCCUGUAGUUUGACAGUGUUCGACUAGUUUAAAACAAUACCCAUUUGUGUAGUGAGUUGUUUUUGUAAGAGAAACCAGUCAACGAGCUACAUUGCCGCUGGUUUAGGAAAUUUGAGCUUUGGGUUUCUAGGGUUCUCUGCUGAUUUCGGUCUUGAACGAGUAAUUUGGCUUGGGUUUUGCUUCAGUUUCUGCUUAUACAAGCUUCUUACAGAAACUACCAAGUGGAAAGAUGGCUUGCGUGAAGCUAGGAUCCAAAAACGAUGCAUUCCAGAGGCAAGGACAGGCCUGGUUCUGCACUAGUGGACUGCCUAGUGAUAUUAUUGUUGAAGUUGGAGAGAUGUCAUUCCAUCUACACAAGUUCCCUCUGCUAUCAAGAAGUGGAGUUAUGGAAAAAAUGGUUGCUGAAGCACCUGAAGAACAAGAGGAACGAGGUGUAAUAAAGAUUCCUGACAUUCCUGGGGGUGCCAAAACAUUUGAACUGGUUGCCAAGUUCUGCUACGGGGUGAAACUUGAACUUACAGCCUCAAAUGUUGUCUACCUACGCUGCGCAGCUGAGCGCCUAGAAAUGACUGAGGAGUAUGGGGAGGGUAAUCUCAUUUCUCAGACUGAGGCCUUCCUGAAUCAAGUUGUUCUCAAAAGCUGGAAGGACUCUCUGAUGGCACUACAGACCUGUGAUGAUAUUCUCCCUCAUGCAGAUGAACUCCAGAUUACUAAAAGAUGUAUCGAGUCACUAGCUAUUAAAGCAUCCACUGACCCAAGUUUAUUUGGGUGGCCAAUUGUAGAGCAUGGAGGACCCAUGCAAAGUCCAGGUGGCAGUGUUUUGUGGAAUGGCAUAAGUACAGGAGCUAGGCCAAAAAAUUCAAGUCUAGAUUGGUGGUAUGAGGAUGCAGCGGCCUUGAGCUUGCCUCUUUACAAGAGGCUAAUUUCUGUCAUGGAAUCACGUGGCAUCAAGCAGGAAAUUAUUGCAGGGUCUGUCACUUCCUAUGCUAAAAGGUACAUUCCUGGUCUAAAUCGGCGUCAAGGUUCUAGUGAAUCGAGUAGUCGAUUGGCGCCAGUGGCUUUGGGGACCCCACCCUCAGAAGAUGAACAAAAACUUUUACUGGAAGAGAUUGAUAGGAUGCUUCCAAUGCAGAAGAGCCUAGUUCCGACUAAGUUGCUUUUUGGUUUGUUACGUACAUCCAUGAUCCUUCGAGUCAAUCCCUCUUGCAUCUCAAACUUAGAGAAAAGGGUGGGCAUGCAGCUUGAUCAAGCCACUUUAGAAGAUCUUUUGAUGCCCAAUUUCUCUUACUCCAUGGAGACACUUUACAAUGUUGAUUGUGUACAAAGGAUUCUUGAGCACUUCCUUGCAGUGGAUCAGAUCACGCAUGGGGGUGCCUCUCCAUGUUCUAUUGAUGAUGAACAACUGAUAGGGUCGCCCUCUUUGCCACCAAUUACCAUGGUCGCAAAGCUGAUAGAUGGGUACCUUGCAGAAGUUGCUCCCGAUGUUAAUUUAAAGCUUCCUAAGUUUCAAGCUCUUGCUGCUGCAGUUCCUGAUUACGCUAGACCUUUGGAUGAUGGUCUUUAUCGUGCCAUAGACAUAUAUCUGAAGUCACACCCAUGGUUGGGAGAAUCUGACAGAGAACAACUAUGUCGACUGAUGGACUGCCAGAAGCUUUCUUUAGAAGCUUGUACCCAUGCUGCACAGAAUGAAAGGCUACCCCUUAGAAUUAUCGUUCAAGUACUCUUUUUUGAGCAGCUUCAGCUCAGGACCUCAAUUGCUGGCUGUUUUCUGGUUUCAGACAAUCUUGAUGGAUCCAGACAGUUGAGAAGUGGGAUUGUUGGAUCUAAUGAAGGAGGUUGGGGAACAGCUGUUAGAGAGAAUCAGGUUUUGAAGGUGGGGAUGGAUAACAUGAGGAUGCGAGUGUCCGAGCUCGAGAAGGAAUGCUCAAACAUGAAGCAGGAAAUCGAGAAAUUGGGGCGAACAAAGGGUUCGAGUGCAUGGGGAAGCGUGUCGAAGAAAUUUGGAUUCAAAUUGAAGUCUCAAAUGUGCAGUGCUCAAGAGGGUUCAGUCAGUAACCAAUAUAAUGGGAAUAGGAAAACAGAGAAGUUGAAGAACAGCCAAGGAAAACAGAAGAGGACUGCUGCAAUUUCAAACGAGUAGAAAGACAUUUUACCACUUUGCUUCUUUAUUUGUUUCACAAUGUCCUUAUUGCUAGUGAUGUUGCUGCUUGUUCUUUCUAAAGAAAAAUAGAAAAGACAAAAGAGGUCAAUUGCUUGCCCCUUUCUUGCAUCUGUCUAUAUUAUUCAUUUUGUUGAUACCAUCCUAUUCAACCCAUUUAUAAGGGGAAAGACAAAUCUCAAUGUUGUAUCUUGGUAUUUAGUUCCAAAACA
Messenger RNA from Benincasa hispida (wax gourd), 3030 nucleotides. RefSeq names its product Phototropic-responsive NPH3 family protein. The record is from RefSeq and is a predicted model, not a curated record. Gene Ontology annotation, molecular function: protein binding. NCBI's taxonomy places the organism in Eukaryota, Viridiplantae, Streptophyta, Magnoliopsida, Cucurbitales, Cucurbitaceae.